Molecule: messenger RNA, 1489 nt
Organism: Poecilia reticulata (guppy)
Lineage: Eukaryota; Metazoa; Chordata; Actinopteri; Cyprinodontiformes; Poeciliidae
Gene: mdfic2
Product: MyoD family inhibitor domain containing 2
Source: RefSeq, a predicted model, not a curated record
GCACUGAUUGCAGCAUAACGGGUUUUCAGUCAACAAAUAUUCUCAUAUCUUCAUUUUUCAAUUAGCAUGGCUCUUGUUCUUGCAGCAUAUGCAAGCACAGCGGGGCGUCUAUUAAAAUGCAACUCAAGUGAUGAACCUAAUUAGAGAAAAUUAGAUGGCUUUUUGGUGUGUGCUCUCUGUUCCUUUGCUCAUGCAAAUAAUCCAAGCAUCUCACUUUUUAUCAUUCACAUACACACAGUGGCCAAAAGAGAUGGCUCUCAAUUCUGCUGAUAAACUCGUCUUUGAUGCCAAUUGGUGUUCUCUGGCUUCCGCAGUGUUACUAAAACAUAAUCAAGUCUCUUGAUGGUUCGUCCCGACUGCUCAAUAAUGCAUUUGAAAAGGGAAUUAGAGGCAGAAUACACCAUUUCCUUCCAUUUAGAGCUACUUUGCUUUUGCCUUUGGCUUCAUCAUCACUUCGCUGUAGGAAAUCACUCAAACUAAUAAAACGCAGCUGACGUGAUGUUCGGAUAGGAAUGGAUGUGAAGUAUUCCUUUUUCCCCCAACAUCAUUGGAACAUUAGAGAAGCGCUCACAGUACCAGCGGGCAGUGGGCCAAAUGGACCCUUUCGCAACGCAAAGGAUAAUUUUUCCUAGAGGCUCGCUUCUGACGAAGAAAGCAAACUGCUCCCACACCCAGGACGAGAAUACAAUGUUUACACCCUGACUCCACGUAGGAACUGUACUUUUUAAAAAUUUUUAUUAUAAUUUUUUUGUAGACAUUAAGUCACUUUGACCUCCAGUUGUGAGUAGCUGCAUUUAUAUUUCUUGAGAAAAUCAGGUUUGUCAGACCUGGUGCGUUUUUUUUAAUGUGAUGCAAUGGAGCAGAUGGCAGCUGAAACCACUCUGAAAGCUGCAAUGAAAGACAAAGGAGUAGCGAACAUGAAGGAGGACAACCCUGCGUGGGCUAGAGAAGAAAGAUUCCAAAAUGUGAAUGCCUCUGCAGAAGACAAACACGGGGAAACCAGUGGAGAUCCUAAGCUGCGAGGUGAUAACCUUUUCCCUCUAAACGAGAGCCAAAGGAAAUCUUUGUCUCCUUCAUCUGGCACAACAAAUGAUCUGACUUCCCCUCCUAAGAGCAGCAUGGGAGUUGACUGUGCUGACAUUGUCCUGAACUGCCUCUUCUGCCGGUUCCACGACAUGAUCCCCAUCCUGCCUGAUUGCUGCCAGGGACUCACCAAUCAUUGUUGGCCAAGCUACAGGCAUGUCGACCACACUGGAGAGUCUUUGCACAGUGACGACGAUGACUCUUGUGUGGAACUAGAUUGUGGUUUGUUUGGGAACUGCCACGAUGCGAGCGACUGUCUGGAACUGGCUAUGGAGGUUUCUGAAAUAUGCUACCAUUAGGGGGAACCCUGAAGUCUGUGAGAAAGAGCAACGUCUCAGGACUAAAAGGAUCAGGGAAUAAUAAGGGGAAGUUUGAUGUUUACAUAGAUCUAUGUAUGUGUGCUCAG